CUGAAACUUCCCAAAUCUGAUUCAUGAAUUUAAACAACGCGUGGUUUAUCAACUUUAACCUUUGGCCAGGAUUGGACGCUAAGAGUUUUUCGUUACGUCACGCGUGACGUCACAGCUCCAGCUGUCAAAAGUAGGAGGAGCUUGCGCGGAUAGGCUCCGCCUCUCACCCUUAGCCCGCGAAGUCGUAUAUAAGGCUUCGGGGCUCGAAAGUCCGCCAGUGGAGACCUGACGGGCGAGUAGGGAGUUUGUCGCCGUCUCUGCAAAGUUUACGUCGAAACCCAUCACGAUGCGUUGCUGCGUAGUAGCGCUGUGCUUGUCAGCGCUGUCCACGCUGGCCGCCGCGGCCGCGGAGCCCGCGCCGCACGACCUUGCUCCCGCGCAGAAUGACAACGAAUUAGAACUAACAGAAGAAGAAAAACAAGCGUGGCAAAAUCUACAUGGAGGCUGGGGCAAACGCGGGUGGCAAGACAUGAGCUCCGCGUGGGGCAAGCGAGCCUGGCAGGACCUCAACUCCGCCUGGGGCAAGAGAGCCUGGCAGGAUCUCAACUCUGCUUGGGGCAAGAGGGGCUGGCAGGACCUCAACUCCGCGUGGGGCAAAAGAGGCUGGCAAGACCUUAACUCCGCAUGGGGCAAACGCGCCUGGAGGGACAUGUCCCAGAUGCCUUGGGGCAAGAGGGGAUGGCAAGACAUGAGCUCUGCCUGGGGCAAGCGGGGCUGGAACGAUAUGAGCUCUGCCUGGGGAAAGAGGGGAUGGAACGACAUGAGCUCUGCUUGGGGUAAAAGGGGUUGGAAUGACAUGAGCUCAGCUUGGGGAAAACGCGGCUGGCAGGACAUGAGCUCGGCUUGGGGCAAGAGAGCACCGGAAAAAUGGGCGAACUUCCACGGAUCAUGGGGCAAGCGAUCAGGACCCGAGACCGACUACGAAGAUGUUGAAACCAUUGACCAACUGAUUCCGAUCCAACAGCUGGACGAGCCGGAGCAGAUCGCGGAAUCACCGGAGAAGCGCGCAUGGUCCGCGCUGCACGGCGCCUGGGGCAAGCGCCCCGUCAAGCAGCACAUCAACAGCGAAAACAGCGCGCCGCGGGAUGAAGCCUAGACAACUGGAAACUGUAUUAUAACUAAGAUACUUAGCCACCACAGUCAUAUCUACAUGUAGGAACAAUACUCUCUGUCCGCUUCGAACAACAUUAUUUGUCAUAUCCCCAUGUUAACCCUAAAGGUGACUAAUUCUUUUCACUCCCAACCAGUGGAAAGCAUUAGUCGACGACCUGAGUUCCUAGUACUUCAGUUAUCGUAUUUUUCUAUAUACAUGUAUAUUACUAUCCCUUUGAGAUUACGUACAAAUAUAGCUCUACGAACUAUGUCACCUUCUAGAAUAAUCUAUUUCCUAAGGCCGAGUUACAUUGAGACACGCGCUUAUCGUGAAGCGUCAAGCGUAAGGCGAACAAAUGUGAAGUGAAUGCAAUGCUUUCUUAUCAUAAGUGCACCAGCUACAUAAUAGAAAUACCUACAUACAGAAACCAGUUGAAAACAUUGUAUUUUCAGGUCACAAUUUAUCACCCAUAAAAAGAUUCAAUUAUUAUUAGCGCUGAUAGUGUGGAAAGAAGGCUGGCUAUGUAUGUGCUCCAAGCACUCGCGACUACUCCCCGCUCUGCUUGACGCCCCGCGUUACGCGCUGCAUCUCUUCAAAACGCGGCCUUAGCUAGUAGGAAACGUAUAAAUUAUUUUUACGAUCUUUGAUAUACACGCUGUUAGGCAGGCGUAAUAUGUAAUAUUGAGCUAGUUAGUUGAAUUAAUUAAUAAAUUAAUUGUAUUUUAUUAGAGACGUUGAUGUAAAUUGUACUGGUACUUCCUCGGAAGGCGUUUGUCCAAUAAAAGUUUAUUCGGAA
Messenger RNA from Ostrinia furnacalis (Asian corn borer), 1889 nucleotides. It is a transcript of the gene PTSP, whose product is annotated as prothoracicostatic peptide. The transcript is spliced from 6 exons. The record is from RefSeq and is a predicted model, not a curated record. Bases 287 to 1096 code for a protein of 269 amino acids. Gene Ontology annotation, cellular component: cornified envelope. Lineage: Eukaryota; Metazoa; Arthropoda; Insecta; Lepidoptera; Crambidae.